Molecule: messenger RNA, 1656 nt
Organism: Melampsora larici-populina 98AG31
Lineage: Eukaryota; Fungi; Basidiomycota; Pucciniomycetes; Pucciniales; Melampsoraceae
Exons: 3
Coding region: 1-1656 (551 amino acids)
Source: RefSeq, a predicted model, not a curated record
AUGUCAUCCUCUAGUCUCACAUCUUACCUUGCACUUUGGCGUGAAAUUAUCUGUAAACCUCCAGAGGGAACUCACCCCGUGAACCAACAUCUCGACUUUAUUCGAAAUCGUUUCAACGAGCUCGAAGCCAAAGGGUUCAUCUGGUCAAAAGAAUCAAUUCUUGAUAUCUUUCUUCAACUCGCCCAACCAAAAAGCCUACAUGAACCUGGGCCUUUCUCAUCUAUCGACACAGUCGACAAAUCUCGCUGUUCAUCUGAUGAAAUUGAAGAAGUUCUUCAAAGUGAAGAAAUCCUACACAAUGCUCAUCCCCUAGGUCUUAUGGAUAUACCUAUCGAGAUCUUUGGAAAAAUACUCGAAACACUUGAUUGUAUUGCUAAACUUGAAGCUAAAGAACUAACAGAAAAGAAAAAGAAACGGAAGGUCGUCAUUACAGGCCCAGGUGAUCGGGAGCCAUAUUACAGAUACUUAUACCAAGACCCGCCAAUCCUGAAUAGUAUACAAAGCUUCUCACUUACUUCGCGUGAAAUUUAUAAACGUUGUCAACUAUUGCUAUGGCGAAAACUACAGUUUCCAACUAGUCUUCCAGCUCCGAUAGACCAAUGGACAAAGGACAUCCUCUUCAAACAAGGCCAACAUGUCCGAUACCUAUCCAUUGGACUCUCUGAAAACUGCAGUGUACCUCCUGAUGAAUUCGUAGAAAUCGAUCCUUUCUACGAUAACCUUACACCUUAUAAGGAUAAAUAUCAUCAUGUAGCAUGGAUCUCACAAAAAAAUGCAAAAGCAUUAAUCAAUGGAUGUCCUAACGUUUCUGAGGUAGAUAUCGAAUACGAAUACCUUGCAAAACCUGAAAACGUGGGUGGAACGGAAAUCUUUUUAUUAGAACUUGUUCCAAUAUUAUCAAACCUUAAACAACUUCGACAUUUGAAAUUGAAGGAUGGAUAUCAAAAGACUAUCAUGAACGAAUUUCCAUCCAAAAUCAUUGGUAGUUUACCUUUACUCGAAUCAUUAACAAUGGGUGGACUUACAGCACCUGGAAAUCAGCGAACAACAGGCGAAAAUUCUUUCGGGUCCAAUUUAUCAAAGCUUAGAUAUUUAUCAAAAUUAGAGUUAUGGAGAAUUGAAGAUAUAGAUGAAGAUUGGUGUCUUUAUAAUUGGCCAAAAACUAUCACGACUCUUGAUCUCCACGAAUGUGGUGAUUUAUCUCUAAGUUCAGCAUAUAAAAUCAUUCAUCAUAUUGCUCCUUAUUUAACAGUGCUCAGGCUUGGAUUCGCCUAUGAGAGAGGUGGAGAGAUCAAGGAAAUCGAUUCCAGAUGGGAUCCUCAAACUCGUUUCUCUCUUCCGAAUCUGACCGACUUAGAGCUCUGUACUGGCGAUGCAAACUUACUGGACAGCUUUGAAGAAUGUAACACUCUGAACUCUCUUCAUUGGUGUUACAUGACAUCAGAACAUUGUAGGGCACUCAGUAGGACUCUGUUCAAAGCUACUUGGCCUCAGCUCAAAAAGCUGGAUGUAGCUCCAUGGAUGUUUUUAAACGGUUCGGAUCUUGGUACUCAAUCUCAGGAACUUGAGGAUCAAUUUCUUGCGUUAGAAAAGUAUUGCAAGGAGGCUAUACCCAAUCCCAAAAAGCCAAUUAUAAUCGUAACAUGGGCCAAUUAA